Molecule: messenger RNA, 951 nt
Organism: Cotesia congregata
Lineage: Eukaryota; Metazoa; Arthropoda; Insecta; Hymenoptera; Braconidae
Source: the annotation of a GenBank genome assembly
AUGGCUCUAAUUGAGGAGAGAAAUAAUUUACACUUUGUUGCUAAAAGUUUGAUUGCUGGUGGUGUUGCGGGAAUGUGCUCCAAAACUACUGUCGCUCCGUUAGAUAGAAUUAAAAUUCUUUUACAAGCUCACAGUAAUCAUUACAAACAUCUAGGCGUAUUUUCUGGCUUGAAAGAAAUAAUACUGAAAGAAAAAUUCUUUGCACUGUACAAAGGAAAUUUUGCUCAAAUGAUUAGGAUAUUUCCGUAUGCAGCCACACAGUAUACGUCUUUCGAAAUGUAUAAAAAGUACAUGGGACGAAUUUUCGGUAAAAAUUCUCACAUAGACAAAUUUUUCGCUGGAUCCAGUGCUGGAGUUACUGCAGUAACUCUGACGUAUCCUCUGGAUACUAUCAGAGCUCGAUUAGCAUUUCAAGUAACCGGGGAACAUAUUUACAGUGGCAUUAUUCACACAGCGGUGUCUAUUUUUAAGGAUGAAGGAGGAUUUUUGGCGUUGUACCGAGGAUUUUGGCCAACGAUAUUUGGAAUGAUACCUUACGCUGGUUUUUCAUUUUAUUCUUUUGAGUACCUUAAAUUUUUUUGUAUGAAGUACCUGCCGCAUUAUCUGUGCAACGACUGUCCAAGAAAUACCGGUGGGCUUGUCUUAACAAUGCCAGGAAAAUUACUGUGUGGGGGAAUAGCUGGUGCUGUAGCACAAAGCUUCUCUUAUCCGCUCGAUGUCACCAGAAGACGAAUGCAAUUAGCCAUGAUGAAUCCGGCUACACAUAAAUACGGGACGGGAAUGAUUUCGACGAUUAAAUUAAUCUAUCUGGAACAUGGAAUAAUUAAAGGACUGUACCGCGGGAUGAGUAUUAAUUAUUUACGUGCUGUACCGAUGGUAUCUGUUAGCUUCACAACUUAUGAAUUAAUGAAACAGAUGCUGGACUUGGACACGGGCAUGACAAUCUCAUAG